Molecule: messenger RNA, 1478 nt
Organism: Dreissena polymorpha
Lineage: Eukaryota; Metazoa; Mollusca; Bivalvia; Myida; Dreissenidae
Product: transient receptor potential cation channel subfamily M member-like 2
Exons: 10
Coding region: 21-1478 (485 amino acids)
Biological process (GO): calcium ion transmembrane transport
Molecular function (GO): ligand-gated calcium channel activity
Source: RefSeq, a predicted model, not a curated record
GCGAAAACGUUGCCAAAACAAUGUGGGAAAAGUGCAAUCGACAAAUAGGAGCUGCAUUGAUUGCAAGCGCACUUUUAAAAAAGCUUUCAAAAAUUGCAAAGGAGGAAACAGAAUUGGAACUGUCAAAAUAUACACGGCAGCAGUCAAGACAGUACGAGCAGAAAGCAUGCGAUGUGUUGGGAAAAUGUUUUGAAGAAAACAGAUCAUUGGCUCAUAAGCUCUUGUUGACAUGCCUUGAAAAACCGUUUGAUUCGGACGAUUCGACGACAAUAUUUGACUUUGCUGGAGCAAAUCACUUGACCACGUUUAUGGGGCAUACCUGCUGUCAAACAAAACUAAGUACUAUCUGGAGAGGUCAAAUUGCAAUAUCAACACCAUGGUGGAAGAUUGUGUUGUUAAUUUUUUCUCCGUUAUUCCUCCCGAUAACGCUUUCUGCCAUCAAGUUUAGAACACUUGAGAGUCCAUGGACAAGGCGCUACAUAAUGGGCGCCAACAGUAGAGAGGGCAUCGCAACAGUGAAAUGCAAUCGUUGCCACAAGGACACUAAACCAAUCAAGAAUGAUUCAAGCAACAUAUCGAAAAAUCAGGAUGGGCAGACAAAAUUGCAAUGCGAACAUUGCUACAAACCACUGCCCAAUGAGGAUAUGCUAUACAGAUUUUCUUUAUGUUCAGGCGAAAUACGGUUUUUCGAUGCGCUGUUCUACUUGUACACAGCUCCUAUUUCAGCGUUUUGGAUUCAUGGAGUUUCAUACUUGUUUUUCCUGGGACUGUUUUCCUAUUUUGUGGUCGUUGAUCUAGAGGAAAAAACAACGCUGAAAGAGUGGAUCAUCUGGGGAUGGAUUGCAACUUUCUUUUUCGAAGAGCUCCGACAGAUUGCAAACAGUAAGGGUCGUAAACUGAGAAAACUUCUAAACUGGCUGAGAUCGGGGUGGAACCGUUUUGAUCUUGCUAUGUAUAUUAUUUUCAUCAUAACACUUUGUUUACGAUUCACCCGGGAAGGAGAGGAUCAAUUUAGUUCUGUUCGUUACUUCUACAGUUUCACAGUUGCAAUGUUUUACAUUCGCUUUCUACAAAACUUUCUUGUGGAGAAACAUAUAGGUCUCAAGGUCAUAAUGAUUGAAAAAAUGGUCUUCGACCUGGUUGUUUUCCUUGGAAUUUUCUUGGUUUUUAUGCAAUGCUUCGGCAUCAUUUACUACGCUAACCUUUAUCCAAACUCUCCAGCAACAGUCAAACUCCUACAAAGAAUAGUUUACAUGCCGUACUGGCAGAUUUUUGGGGAAACAUAUUUGGAGUUUCUUGAAGGCGAUGAAGUUGGUUGUACCAGAAAUGAAAGUAUCUGGCGUCCAGCUGGUGGCGACAGGCGGUGUCCCGAAGUUAAGUACUGGAUUCCAUUUAUUGGAGGCUUCUACAUGCUACUUACCAACGUCUUACUGGUCAAUUCUGUUGAUUGCCAUGUUCAGGUGAAAUGUAUUAUUUAG